This is a messenger RNA of Erigeron canadensis, 996 nucleotides long. Its product is annotated as two-component response regulator ORR9-like. The record is from RefSeq and is a predicted model, not a curated record. Gene Ontology annotation, biological process: phosphorelay signal transduction system; cytokinin-activated signaling pathway. NCBI's taxonomy places the organism in Eukaryota, Viridiplantae, Streptophyta, Magnoliopsida, Asterales, Asteraceae. The transcript has 5 exons. Bases 128 to 661 code for a protein of 177 amino acids.
ACAACCAAACCCAAAUGGGUCCUCUUAAAAACCACCCUCUUUUAAUUUCCAAACUAUUUUUCUUAUUCAUCACAUAAUAAUAAUAAUAAUAAUUAAUCGUAAAGUUUUCAAAACGAAUACAAAAAACAUGGGUGCGAUUGCCGCAGCAGCCCCUCUUCAUGUUCUUGCUGUUGAUGACAGCAAUCUUGAUAGAAAACUUAUUGAAAGAUUGUUAAAGACUUUUUCUUACCAUGUUACUGCUGUUGAUUCUGGAACCAAGGCUUUGGAAUUUUUGGGUUUGCAAGAUGUUGAAGAGUUCACAUCUUUUUCUCCUAACCCUGAAGUGGAGGUGAAUUUGGUAAUUACAGACUAUUGUAUGCCCGGGAUGACUGGUUAUGAGCUUUUGCGAAAGAUCAAGGAAUCAACAUCACUGAAAGACAUACCGGUUGUGAUUAUGUCCUCUGAUAAUAUUCCAGCAAGGAUAAAUAGAUGCUUAGAAGAGGGAGCUGAACAGUUUUUCCUUAAACCUGUGAGAUUGUCUGAUGUUGACAAGCUGAAACCUUACCUCUCUAAGAACAAGAGGAAUGCAACAGCCGAGGAAGAAAGUGUUUUGAUUGACAAAUCCACAACAAAGCUUGAUGAGGAAGAACGACAGGUGUUUUCCAAGGAUCAAUCUUGCUAACAAUACUCCCAAUUAGAUUUCCAAGAUCCAUGUGAUUUCAAUAUUUGAUGUUAUCUUUGACCAUUUUGGGUUUCAUGAUUUAUCUCAAAACAAAUUGGUAAAACGCAGCUGUAUGAACUGCAAAUCUUCUGUUUGUUAUUUGUUUGUUUGUUCUAUUUAGCAGUGCUUGUCCAUUUAGUAUCACAUAUCUUACAAGACAUUAACCCCCUCGAUGAUUUUGUAUGCACUAGCAAUCUAUAAUGAACCCGAUCCCGUGGGAUCUACUUUGUUUUGCGGUCGACUAUGAAUGAUGGUGGCACGACUUAUUUCAAAUACUUAUAUGAUGAUUCAAGUUA